Molecule: messenger RNA, 1155 nt
Organism: Fonsecaea multimorphosa CBS 102226
Lineage: Eukaryota; Fungi; Ascomycota; Eurotiomycetes; Chaetothyriales; Herpotrichiellaceae
Exons: 2
Coding region: 1-1155 (384 amino acids)
Source: RefSeq, a predicted model, not a curated record
AUGCGACCAUCUCAAACAGAGCCAUUCGCCUCCCUGAGAGGCGAGCGAGGUGAACAUCGGACUCCCUGGACCACAGAAUCCUAUCCGGGACCCCAAGUGAAUGCCAGUAUUCGAGGCAUACGUUCUGAAGACUCGUGGGUUGAAAUUUCAUCACGGGCUUCGUCGGCCUCCUUAUCGUCCACCAACAACGAUAUCAUCACUACCGGACUACAACUGCAGUCUCAGGACGAGCGGCUAUCGCGUCAACUUCAAACCUCCCCACACGCCGACCAUCCUCAGCCGCGGUCUACAAGCGCUGCUGGAAGUAGCCAAGAUGAAUAUGAGGAGAGCGAGAGUGAAAGUGACCGGGUUCUCAGUAGCUCCAACGAAGACGUCUAUCAAGGCGACGUCACAGAGGAUGACGAUACCUCCACGGCACUUGGUGUUGGCAGUCUAGACAAGAUCUUCACGCCCCAACCGAAUGCGUUUUCGCACCCACCCUCGUCCACCGCUCGAACUGCACCAGACUCAUAUUUCCCUCCGAACGCGGCAGCGGCAUCUGAGCCAGGUGCUGAUCGCACACUCACUCAGCGCAGCUACCAGCGUCAAAUGCAGUCAAGAAAUCGUCCUGCUUCAUCGUCCUCAUACCAGCCAGACCAUGAUGCGGCAUUGCGAGCCUCCUUGACAACUCUCCUCUCGUGUGCCGCUGCAGUUCGGCCCAAAGGCCCUGAUGCCAGGCCACCUCAGCAACGAGCGUCGACGCACCCAACGACUCUGCGACUUGUCCCAGAAUCAGAGCUCGAGAGUCCGCCUCGACAGAGACGUACUUCUUCUCCCAACAAGCAGACCAAGCGGAAAUCGCGCGAAUCAAGCAAAGAUCGACACGCCGCGAAGAAAGUCCGGGCUGCCAGCGCCAAAGCGACCGCGACCGCGAACGCCACUGGCGAAGAGCUGAUCAGCCCAACCCUCGCUUCGUGGAUGAUUUCCGCCGGUGUAGUGCUCGUGUUCUCGGCCAUCAGUUUCAGUGCGGGAUAUGCUUGGGGGCGAGAGGUCGGAAGGAUCGAGGGCGAGAUGGGUCUCCCUGGUGGAAGCUGUGCACAAGAGUCAAUGAGGUCGAGCGGAAACGGCCUCAGAAGGCUGAGAUGGAGUUCGGCGGCAAGCAGUAUACGCGCUUAA